Messenger RNA from Blepharisma stoltei, 794 nucleotides. The record is from the annotation of a GenBank genome assembly. NCBI's taxonomy places the organism in Eukaryota, Ciliophora, Heterotrichea, Heterotrichida, Blepharismidae.
AUGCUUUCUUAUAUCUGUGGCCAAUUAAUAGGCUCAAAUUGUUCUAAAAGUUAUUGUUGUGCCAGUAUCAUUUGCCUUUAUAAAUUUAUGCGAAAAAAUGGUCACAUAAGCACCCAACCCCUUGACCUAACUUUUCAACCGCACGGCCACUUCGAAUUAGCAAGAAGCAUUAGAGAAUAAAGGCUGGCAUGGGUUACUUAUUUCAGAAUACGCUUUGGUUUUGUUUCUGAGGUGGCCUGCAAUGUCCUUUAGAACUAAAGACCAUCUUUCUCCAGAAGUUAGAUGUUACAAUUUUGGGCCACAAAAUUAAGCAGUUGCAGGAGAAAGGCACUUCGGUAUCUGAUAGACUCCAACAUUCCCUCCUAGAUAGGGCUAUUUUAUAAUAGUCCGAAGCAGGACCACCGCCGCAGAAGUCAAUAGUCUGCCAACUCAAAAGUAAUGGAGUAGGCAUCCUCAACACGCGAUUCUCCAUCAAGAGCUAAAGAAGGAGCAAGGUAUUUACAAAAAGCCAUCUGGCCUAUCAAGAGUUUCGACAGGAUAUGUCGCAAAGCGGACAAAGCCGAUAAAAGUUCCUUGGUGACUAGAACCCAAAAAGGCUAAGCCCACCUGCAUUUAGAUUAUGACUAAACCUUUAUAAACUUUAUCAAGUAAAAUGGCAUUGUGCACAGUUACGCAACAUCAAAAUAUUCAAGUUAAAGAGCCUCAAAAGAAGAUCAAAAGCGUUAAAAAUAUGAAAAAAAGAAAAAUAUCUACCCUUCCUCUAUUCUUAUUCAAAAAAAGUGUAUAUGUGCUAA